Molecule: messenger RNA, 972 nt
Organism: Mollisia scopiformis
Lineage: Eukaryota; Fungi; Ascomycota; Leotiomycetes; Helotiales; Mollisiaceae
Exons: 2
Coding region: 1-972 (323 amino acids)
Source: RefSeq, a predicted model, not a curated record
AUGGAUUAUCUACAAAUGAUGGAUAGAUUUGCUGCAGAAUACAGCAUUAUCCCCAAGUCUUCCCAAGACAAGGCUCAAAUCGCAUUACCGAAGAAGACAAAGAGCGACGAAUUCUCUGAUGGGGUGCCUAGAAAGAAACAACUUCCACUAGAAGCUCCUUCUUCGUCAUCGGAUAUCCAAAUUCUGGGACAAAUGCUUCUUGCCCUCCGCAAAUCCGCUGAACAACACUUAAGAAUACCAAUAUAUCUCGCCAUAGCCACUCACCCGCAAUUACCAAACCUCGACCAUUCCACGCUACAACAAGCAUUCAACUAUGCAGGCCUUGCGAAUAUCGAGAGUUACAAAUACUUUAGCAAAAAGGUCAGCGAGCUUUCAACAGCGUACGCUGCACUCGGCUAUGGCAUGUGUGAACACUGGACCGACAUUAGGGUUUGCGAAUUGUACGACGCAGACUUCGAAGAAGAGUAUACUCUUGCAAUUUCAUUUACCGAUACGUCCUUAACAUUGACGAGUGUGUCGAUAAUUGGCGCUCACGACCUGCGAGGAUCAAAUUGGGCAACUGCCAACUUGGACUAUACGAGUCUCCCAAACCUGAGCAUGGAUCAACGCAAAGGCAAUGAGGAAGACAUUCAUUUCUGGCCUAAAGUUAGAGAAGCAAUUGUGACCCACAUAGUCAAACUCAGGAUACCGCAAAGAGUGAUACUCCUUGGAGACCAAACAGAGAACCGCGAGUUCCUCCAGUCGGUGGAAGAUGCUUUUAUAGCAAUUGGGGCUUGGCAGUUGGUGUAUCAAGUGCGAAAUAUUACUUAUGACCCACUAUUUCUAGCAGCGAGAGGAGCUGCUGAGUUUGCAAAAUGCUGGCAAGGCUCAACUUGGAAUUGCAUUGAACAAAAAUAUUGUGCGAAGGAAAGAGAUCAUGAUGUUGAGCAUUGGACAAGGGAGCAAUACCAUCAAGCUGUCAGACAUUGGUGA